Molecule: messenger RNA, 13311 nt
Organism: Mustela lutreola (European mink)
Lineage: Eukaryota; Metazoa; Chordata; Mammalia; Carnivora; Mustelidae
Gene: RREB1
Product: ras responsive element binding protein 1
Exons: 13
Coding region: 5043-10346 (1767 amino acids)
Biological process (GO): regulation of transcription by RNA polymerase II
Cellular component (GO): nucleus
Molecular function (GO): DNA-binding transcription activator activity, RNA polymerase II-specific; RNA polymerase II cis-regulatory region sequence-specific DNA binding
Source: RefSeq, a predicted model, not a curated record
GCCAGGGCACUGGGGAGCAAAUGGCUGCCGUGUGGCAGCUGUGACUUGGCUUCGCAUGUCUGGCGGGAGUUCGAUCCUGUCAGUGAGACGUGCUUCCGGGAGAAGAGUUGUAAAGCACGCCUCCGGCUGCUUCCCGGGCUCAGUGACGACCCAGAAGCUUAGACGCCGCACUUUGCCCCACUUCCUCCGAAGAAGCCAAGAGCCCUGUGGAGACAUACAGGAAGAAGAGUAGGGUCCCACGGACAGUUUCAUAAACCAGCGGGCGCAGAAAUCAGCCCGUCUUUCCAGGGGUUGGUAUUUCGGAGAGGAAAUUUCAUCGGUGAAGUUUGGUCAGCAAGAAGCCUGCCUUCCAGUCAGCGCUUGGCUCCCUGCUGAAGUGUGUGUGUGUCCCGUAACCAUCAAAAUGUCCGCAAGUGACUUUUAUUUUUAUGAGAGAAACUGCUUCCAGCAUGGGACCUGUCACUCCCCUGAGCUGCCCCUCUCUGUCUCCGUGCCCCCCACCCGGACAUAACCGAAUAUUGAAAUGCUCCUUUACCCGAGGAUAGUGAACCUUCCUUGUGGAGAGCCAGCAGCCUGUGGUAAUCCUGGCACCCAUGGGGGCUCCUGAGACCUUAUUGGUGCGGGGCAGCCGCUCUAGGCUGGAGGAGUGGCCUCUGCUCCAUUUGUCCCUCUCCAUCCGAGAGUCCCAUUAAGAGACACAGCGCAGGAGACCCUGAGCUCCCUCUGAGGCGGAUGGGGCUUCUUCCGGUUUGCCUUCCCUCAGCGCUCUCCUCCCUGAGUGUUUUUCUCAUCUGUCCUCUUUGGGGCGCACAUACUCCCGUGAGCAGCAGAGAAAUUUGUGGGGCCCGCGAGGGUGUCCAGGGCCACCAGAAAUCCUGGCGGCUGGCUUUGACUGUGGAGAACAUCCCAGAGCAGACUUCCCAGGAAUGACAGCUUGGUGGAUGCCAUUUGCUGUAGAGAUGGCUCUGAAGGUCCAGAGUCUCCCCGAGGCGCAGCACUGCAGGCUGGCCCUGCCUUGUCUGGAGUUCACAUCUGACAUGUCCCCAUUCCUGAGCGGCUGAAAUAGGCCCUGCAUAAAUUAACCCCCCCCCCAUACACACUACAUUCCUUCCUUUCUUUCUUUUCACUCAUUAAUGCAUUCAUUCAUUCAUCCUGGUGGGUACACCUAAAAUUAGAACUGAGAUCCGAGUUUCUAGCACCUUGGUUUUUGUAACAGUGGCUCCUUCCAAAUUCUCACAGAAGGAAAGUUUCUCAGGGAGAUCCUUGGUUUUGUGUCAGCCUUCUUGUAGAAUUCUCUGUAAAGAUGAACGCUGGUUCCGAAGGCUUCGCCAGAAUCCCCUGAGAGCUAACAUACAGACUCACAGGGCCCAUCCCUGGAGGUGUUUCUGAUGUAGACAUUCUGGAGUGGGGCCUGAGCAUCUUUAUUUCUUUUUCUUGCUCUUGGUCUUAGUGCACAAUCCUUGAUACAAGUGCUGUGUAAGUCAGUUUCAGGUGUACAGCAUAGCGACCUGACUGACCUACAUUGAGAGUCUGCAUUUCUAGCAAAGGUCCUCUGAUGCUCCCUCGUGGGGACCAUACUUUGGGGUGGCCUGUGUGGCAGGAUCAGUAGUAGUUAAAUUCUCACUGGCUGGAUGAGACUGACAUUCCCUUCACGUGGUGUUUACGUCAUUUUUGCUCCGUGCCGUUGUGCCUGCACCCUCCCAAGCUUCUGUGUUCCCUAUCUCUUGCCCUCCCCCACUACUUCCCCCCACAGACACCUUGUUGGAACCCCAGGACCUGCGUGUGUAGGCUUCCUGCCAGAGCUCCUUCCUUUCAUUCCAGGCCUGCAUUUCCAUAUGCAUGGAAGCGGAAGUGGCCUAGGGGACAUAGAUGGCCUCUGAGGUCACACUGGUGGAUCAGUUGGAUCCAGCCACUCGGGCAGAACUGGGCUGUUCAGGAUUUCAGGCAGAGCCUGGUGGCUUCCUUCCAAUUUCCUUCUCCUUCUAGAAUUCAAGGGUGUAGAAUGUGGAGGUACCCCCCCGCCCCCAUCCCCCAUCUCUUUGCACAGCAAGGGCAGUGAGUGCUUGCAGACUCUUGCCCUGUGCAGUGAACUUUCCAGUCUGAGGUAGAAGUCCAGCCAUGCAUCCUGCCAGAGAGAGGAAGGCAGAGGUGAAGGUGUGAGAGAGGUCCUUUCCCUGCCUAGAAACAGGCAGAAAUGCAAGGCCAGGUGCCGAGCAGUCCGGAAGGGCAGAAGUGACUCAGAAUAUGAUUGUGACGAGUCAGAGAAUGUGAUUGAGGGAGUGCAUCUGUUCUCUCCAGCCCUGUGCCAGGACGCAGAUUUUGUCCAGAAGAAACUCAGCAGUGUUUAGAAGCUGGAUACGCUUUUGCUUUGCUGCCGGAUCUUCGGCGCAGGUUGCUUAACCCUCUGCACCUUAGUUUUCUCAUCUGUAUAGGGGGACCAGGGCUCCUCGGGUGUGGCUGGGAGGAUGCCGUGAGAUACUGUACUUAGCGUGUGGCAAGUAGUGUUCAAGACCCAGCAGCUGCCAUCAUCAUCAGUAGUGUUGGUAUUAAUAUUUGCAGAGUCAGAGUUUUAUAACAAAGAGCUUCGGGAAUUCUCUCAGUGGGAAUGAAGUGUGAAAGGUAGCCCCUGAGAGAUAGGAGUGGAGGGGGCUGGCAUGCAGAGGUGCAUUCUGGGAGAAGAAACUGAACAGAGAGGUCACCCCCGGCAGGAAGGCCAGAAGGUAAAGGAAGGCCAGAGCAUAGGGAGCUUUGAAUGGCAGGUUAGAAGGUCUCACUACUUCCUGUCAUCUUGAGGGAAUGUUUUGGAGGCAGACCUCAGAAGCCAGCCCCGUGGGAGGGCCCACAUACAUGGUCUUCACCGUCCCCCCCCGCCCCCCAAGCGGGGAGAAUGCAGAACUGGCCAGAGCAGCUCGCGUUGCUGUUGCCGAGUUGGGCCCAGCCUGCUGGAGCAUUCCAUGGGACACUCCAAGGCCUCAUCUGACCAAAGCCCAUGCCAAUGAGGGAGACGGUGACUUGCCUGGGUUGCCGCCCCGUGCAAGGCAUAGACCGAGCCCAUCGCCAAGAAACACAUCAACGUCCUGGAACUCAGAGCCGUCAUCACAGCUGUCAGCCUUCACAGCACACACAAGGCUGUCCUGGUUAGAGGAGACAGUCUUGCCCCACGCUUUGCAGGCCAGGGAGAACGGGCAUUGCCGUGGUGCGACACCUCAUCUGGUUCGGUUUUGUCCCCAGCCUAGACAAGAGGGACGGAAGAGUAUUUUCCUUUCUGACGGAGCUCGGUCUAAGAGAGACGUCCUUGCGGCUUAUAAAGCCCCCUAUUAGAGCAUCCAUGGGCCUCUCCUGUCAUCCUAGGCAUCUGACUUACCCCAUCUGUCCCGCAGGCCUUUAGGAGAGAUUUUAGAUUUCACUUAAGAAUCCUUUGGGUUUUCAGAAGCUGAGAAGCUUUGUUUCUAGACGAUCUUCCCUUUUAUCUUUCAUCUCUCCUUUGCUAUCUCAUUGGACCUGGAGACAGGCUCCUUAAUCUUUUCUUUCUGGCUUUACAUAGCAUUGUCCCUUAUCUCCUCGGGGGCCUGUGGGCUGGAGGCCAGCCUUCCCUGCCCCCUCAUCCUCACAGAUGGGCCUCUGCCCUCUCCAAGUCAUCCUGCUUCCAGUGGAUCAGGACAGAGCCCGUGUGGGAAUGCAAACUCAGCGUCCCCCCGCAGGAGCCCCGAGAGCCUCCCCUCCAGAUUCCCAGCCUGUGCUCCUCAAGUUCUCCUGCUCGAGUCACCUUCUAGGACACAGGCUCUCCUCACCUGGUUUUUUCUGCCCUCUUUUUCCUCCUCCUCUCGCCACCCCGCCCCACCCAGGCGAUGGUGAUAGAGGUGAAGGGUAUCUUGAAUUUUCUUCCAAGAACUGUCCUGGGCUUAUCCACUUGCUGAGUUCUGUGAAUACCUCAGGCCUGAUGGAACCCCAGUAACCCCUUGUCCCUCAGCUUUAUUGCAAGAUGUCUUCAGUAUUCAGAUCCUUUACAUCCAAGAUCAGAAGAUAGAAGUUUCAGGGUCAAGUGUGUCAGGUCGCCGUGCUCCCAUUCUGGGUCCCUGUGUGUACUGAGGAGAUUCCUUGGUGGACUUUUUUAAAGUAUCUUUUUUAAAUGAGCGGGGAGGGUAAGUUCAAAAGUUAAUGAGAGUCGUAGUUAUAUUUUGGAAAGUUUAAAUUCCAGAGGCUCAUCUCUGUGAUGGUGGCUUUUUAAUAAUUAUACAUUGAACUAUAAUUCACUUUAUUUGGAGAUGGUGGUAGUUUCUAGAAAACAACCAUGGAGCUGUUGCGCUCGACUUUCUUCCUAUUAAAAUUUACUGUGAGGGGCGUCUGGGUGGCUCAGUCAGUUAAGUGUCUGACUUUGACUUAAGUCAUGAUUUUGGGGUCCUUCGGUCUGGCCCCUUGUCGGCCGCCCUGCUCAGUGGGGAGCCUGCUUCUCCCUCUCUUUCCGCUCUUCCCCCCAUUCGUGUUCCUUCUCUUUCUUGCUCACUCUCUCAAAUAAAUAAAAUCCUGAAAAAAUUGGCUUGAAAUUUGCUGUGAAUUAAGAAAUGAAUAAAAAGGGAGGAAAAUCUGGCUUGUUUUUUGUGGUGGUGUUUUGUUUUUUUCUUCUCCCACAGUGUUUCACUUUACCCUAGACAUCUUUAAGUUUGGGUGGGGGUGAUCUGCAAGGAUGAUUUUGCAUUUCUAAAACCUGAUGAGAAUUUUAAUAAGCUUGACCUGAUUCAUAGUUUAAAGGAAGGCUGCUCCGACUCUGCACGCCAGAGGUGGUGGCUUUGAGGUGUGACCCUGCCCGCGUCUGGGCUCCGCCAGUGCCAGCCUCUCAGUAAGGAGGGCCAGCUUGAUAAGACGAGGAAAACAGUGUCAACAAGUGAUAGAAGAGAAGAAAAAAAAAAAGAAGCGAACGCAGACCCCUUUCCUACUCCACGUGGAUGAUAGCUAUAGCAGGGGAAGGUCUCAUAGUAUAUGAGUUGGGGCAGAAAAUGGAGUUCUAUGGCAGAGGCUUCUUAGAAGCUUAAACCCUUGACCCAAUGACGUCAAGUCCGCCCAUUGGCUUGGAAGGUUCAGACUUGUCUUCUGUCAACACCAUGAUGUCAACGGUAAUGAGUGUAGGGAAGGUCGCCGAGAAUGGCGGGAGCCCCCAGAGCGCCAAGUCCCCCACGAAGCCUCCGGGACCAAAUCGGAUUGGCAGAAGGAACCAGGAAACGAAAGAGGAGAAGUCUUCCUAUAACUGUCCCCUGUGUGAAAAGAUUUGCACUACCCAGCAUCAGCUAACCAUGCACAUUCGUCAGCAUAACACGGACACUGGAGGGGCAGACCAUUCGUGCAGCAUCUGCGGGAAGUCGCUGAGCUCGGCCAGCUCCCUGGACCGCCACAUGCUGGUGCACUCUGGCGAGAGGCCCUACAAAUGUACCGUGUGUGGCCAGUCGUUCACCACCAAUGGGAACAUGCACAGACAUAUGAAGAUUCACGAGAAGGACCCUAACAGUGCUACAGCUACGGCCCCCCCAUCCCCACUGAAGCGUCGGCGGCUGCCCUCCAAGAGGAAACUGAGUCACGAUGCCGAGUCAGAGAAAGAAGACCCAGCACCUGCUAAAAAGAUGGUGGAAGAUGGGCAGCCGGGGGACUUGGAGAAAGCUGAAGAAGUGUUUCACUGCCCCAUAUGCUUUAAGGAGUUCGUUUGCAAGUAUGGACUGGAGACCCACAUGGAAACCCACUCAGAUAACCCACUAAGAUGUGACAUUUGCUGCGUUACCUUUCGAACACACCGAGGAUUGCUGCGCCACAACGCGCUCGUCCACAAACAACUUCCCAGGGACGCGAUGGGAAGGCCUUUCAUUCAGAACAACCCUUCCAUUCCUGCUGGCUUCCAUGACUUAGGUUUCACUGACUUCUCCUGUCGGAAGUUUCCUCGAAUUUCUCAGGCCUGGUGUGAGACAAACCUGCGAAGGUGCAUCAGUGAUCAGCACCGUUUCGUCUGCGAGACCUGCGACAAGGCGUUCCCCAUGCGCUCCUCCCUCGCCCUGCACAGGCAGACCCACGUCGCCACGGACCAGGGACGGGAAAGGCUGCAGGCCAGGACCCUGCCCGGUGACGCCCCGGACCAGAAGGUCUUCCUGGCCUUCCUGGGCCUGCAGCACACCAAAGACGUCAGGCCUGCCCCCGCUGAGGAGCCGUUGCCGGAUGACAACCAAGCAAUACAGCUCCAGACACUCAGAUGUCAGCUACCUCAGGACCCCGGCUGCACCAGCAUGCUGAGUCUAUCUCCUUUCGAAGCUGCUUCCCUGGGCGGCUCUCUCACGGUCCUCCCGGCUACCAAGGAGAACAUGAAGCACCUGUCCCUGCAGCCCUUCCAGAAGGGCUUCAUCAUACAGCCUGACAGCAGCAUCGUGGUCAAGCCCAUCUCCGGCGAGUCCGCCAUCGAGCUGGCCGACAUCCAGCAGAUUCUGAAGAUGGCAGCCUCCGCUCCCCCGCAGAUCAGUCUUCCGCCUCUAUCCAAGGCCCCCGCCGCCCCUCUGCAGGCUAUCUUCAAACACAUGCCCCCUCUGAAGCCAAAGCCCCUGGUCACCCCGCGGACGGUGGUGGCCACGUCCACGCCCCCGCCUCUCCUCAAUGCCCAGCAGGCCUCCCCCGGCUGCAUCAGCCCCAGCCUCCCCCCGCCACCCCUGAAGCUCCUCAAAAGCCCCAUGGAGGCAGCUUCCAGUGCCCACCUGCUGCCGUCCCAGGCAGGAGCCCAGCCAGACACCGCAGCGCAGCUCUUCCUGCAGCAGCCACGGGCGGACCUGCCGGGCCAGGCCGAGAUGAAGACGCAGCUGGAACAAGACAGCAUCAUCGAGGCCCUGCUGCCCCUGAGCAUGGAGGCCAAGAUCAAGCAGGAGAUAACGGAGGGGGACCUCAAGGCCAUCAUGACGGGGCCCGGUGGCAAGAAGACGCCAGCCAUGCGCAAGGUGCUCUACCCCUGCCGCUUCUGCAACCAGGUGUUCGCCUUCUCCGGGGUGCUGCGCGCGCACGUGCGCUCCCACCUGGGCAUCUCGCCGUACCAGUGCAACAUCUGCGACUACAUCGCCGCCGACAAGGCCGCGCUCAUCCGCCACCUGCGCACGCACAGCGGCGAGCGGCCCUACAUCUGCAAGAUCUGCCACUACCCCUUCACCGUCAAGGCCAACUGCGAGCGGCACCUGCGCAAGAAGCACCUCAAGGCCACGCGCAAGGACAUCGAGAAGAACAUCGAGUACGUGACCAGCAGCGCCGCGGAGAUGGUGGAUGCCUUCUGCGCCCCGGACACGGUGUGCCGGCUGUGCGGCGAGGACCUGAAGCACUACCGCGCGCUGCGGAUCCACAUGCGCACACACUGCGGCCGCGGCCUGGGCGGCUGCCCCAAGGGCCGCAAGCCCUUUGAGUGCAAGGAGUGCAGUGCCGCCUUCUCAGCCAAGCGCAACUGCGUCCACCACAUCCUCAAGCAGCACCUGCACGUGCCCGAGCAUGACAUCGAGAGUUACGUCCUGGCGGCCGAUGGCCUGAGCCAUGCUGACGCGGCUGCCGAGGCCGCGGGGAGGAUGGAGGACGGUGGCGGGACCUUCGGCGACCGGAAGCCCCUGGCUGCCUUCCUGGAGCCGCAGAACGGCUUUCUUCACGGGGCGCCGCAGCCGCUGCCACCCCACAUCUCCGUCAAGCUGGAGCCCGCCGGCAACUUCCCGGUGGACUUCAACGAGCCCCUGGACUUUUCCCAGAAGGGCCUGGCCCUGGUCCAGGUGAAGCAGGAGAACAUCGCUGGCUUCCUGAGCCCCUCCUCCUCGGCGCCCUAUGACUGCUCCCUGGAGCCCAUCGACCUGUCCAUCCCCAAGAACUUCAGGAAAGGAGACAAGGAUACCACCGCUCCCGGGGAAGCCAAGAAGCCAGAGCAGGAACCAGGGAACGGCGAGCAGCCCACUCCCUGUCCUCCACCAUGCCCUACCCUGCCAGUGACCUUGGGGCCCAGUGGGAUCCUGGAAAAGCCCGGGGCCUCUGCAGCCAGCAUUCUGGAAGCCCACGCUCAGCCCUUGCAGGGCUCAGUUCAGCUUGCUGUCCCCAUCUACUCCUCCACUCUGGUCAACAGCCCCCCCAUCUUGGGCAGUUCCACGCUCAUCAGCAGCCCUGCACUGCUGCGGCCGCUGCGCCCCAAGCCCCCACUGCUCUUGCCAAAGCCCCCUGUGACAGAAGAGCUGCCCCCGCUGGCCUCCAUCGCCCAGAUCAUCUCAUCGGUGUCCUCAGCCCCCACUUUGCUGAAAGCGAAGGUGGCCGACCUGGGGCCCACGAGCACGGGCAGUAACAGCACAGCCCCAGACGGCUUGGGGAGCACUGUCCCCAGAGCUGCCGCUGCCCCCGCCAACACCACCAGCCCAAAAGAAUCCAGCGACCCAUCCCCUCCUGCCAACAGCCCGGAGGCGGCCUCACCCACGGAGCAGGGGCCAGUGGGCUUGUCCAAGAAGAGGGGUCGGAAAAAGAGCAUGAGGAGCCGGCCCCGCUCCAGCAGCGGCGGGGUGGACCUGGACUCCAGCGGGGAAUUUGCCAGCAUCGAGAAGAUGCUGGCCACGACGGAUACCAACAAGUUCAGUCCGUUUCUACAGACUGCAGAGGACAAUUCUCAGGAUGAGGUGGCCGGAGCCCCCGCAGACCCCCACGGGCCCAGUGACGAGGAGCAGGGCAGCCCUCCUGAAGACAAGCUGCUGAGGGCCAAGCGGAACUCCUACGCCAACUGCCUGCAGAAGAUCAACUGUCCCCACUGCCCCCGGGUCUUCCCCUGGGCCAGCUCCCUCCAGAGGCACAUGCUCACGCACACUGGUCAGAAACCCUUCCCUUGUCAAAAAUGCGAUGCCUUCUUUUCUACCAAAUCUAACUGUGAACGCCACCAGUUGCGCAAACACGGAGUUACCAACUGUUCCCUGAGAAGAAACGGGCUUAUCCCCCAGUCAAAAGAGAGUGAUGUUGGACCCCAUGAUAGCACAGAUAGCCAGUCGGACGCAGAGACACCAGCGGCGGGCGGUGAAGUGCUGGACCUCACCUCCCGCGAGAAAGAGCAGCCUGCGGCCGACGGAGCCCCUGCGCCCGACGAGGUCCAGGAGGAGCUCCGCGCAGAGGAAGUGCCGCAGGGCCCGGCCGCACUGCCCGGGGUGGGGGAUGAGCAGGACGUGGGGGAGAGCCAGGAGCACGAGGACAAGCACGGUGUGGAGGAGAGGGAUGACGCAGACGGCCCGGAGGAAGACACCGUGAGCAACAAGAGCCUGGACCUCAACCUCGCCAGUCGGCUGAUGGGCUUCAAGCUGGCCGAGGGCGACGCGGGCGCCGCGGGCAGCGGGGGCCCCACCCAGCAGGACCAGAAGCACUCCUGCGACGUCUGCGGCAAGAGCUUCAAGUUCCAGGGGACCCUGAGCCGCCACAGGAAGGCCCACGGCCGCGAGGAGCCCCGGGAGGAUGGCCCAGGCACCAGCGGAGCAGGGGCUGCCGAGGACCCGCUGCCCGGCCCGGCCGCUGCCCCCGCGCCCGAGCCGGAGGAGAAGCCCGCUCACCCCUCGGAGGAGCCCCCUGCGGAGGGGGUGGCCUCGUCGUCAUCAGAAGCCUCAGGGGACAGGCAGGGCGAGGAGGCGGAGGGCACCUCGGACGGGGAGAGCGUGGCCGAGAAGAAGUCCUCGGAGAAGAGUGACGACGACAAGAAGCCAAAGACAGACUCCCCGAGAAGCGCGGCCAGCAAGGCCGACAAGAGGAAGAAGGUGUGCAGCGUGUGCAACAAGAGGUUCUGGUCCCUGCAGGACCUGACGCGGCACAUGAGGUCCCACACAGGAGAAAGGCCAUACAAGUGUCAGACCUGUGAGCGAACCUUCACCCUGAAGCAUAGCCUGGUUCGCCAUCAGCGGGUCCACCAGAAAGCCAGGCACGCCAAGCAGCACGGGAAGGACAGCGACAAGGAGGAGCGGGGUGAGGAGGACAGUGAGAGCGAGUCUACCCACAGCGGCAACAACCCCGUCUCAGAAAACGAGGCUGACUCGGGUCCACCGGCCAGCAACCACGUGGCUGUCACCCGGAGCCGAAAGGAGAGUCUGGCCAGUGCCACCAAGGAUCCCAGCCGCAGGGAGGAACGGGCAGCAGGUCGGACGGCAGGUGCCUGCCAGGCUGAAGCUGGCAGGAGUGCUCCCAAGGCCGCUCCAGGGGGCAGCCCCAAGGGGCAAGCGUCUCUGGGUGACCCUGACCCAGAGAGCCCAGCGGCCCUCGUGGAGGCCCUGCCAGAGCUACAAGGCAAGGGGCCCGCCCACCCCACCCUGGCCGCCGACGGUGCCUCGCCACUCCUGGGGAUAGAAUGACAGCCCAUCACGUCCCCCCACCAGCACACAGACGAAAGCCAGCAGAGCAAAGUGUCCUGAAUCUGUAUUUCAUGAGGUUUCCUCAGUGCCCUUCAGCUGUCGGGGAGUGAGAGAGAGAAAGAGAGAGACAGACAGACAGACGGACGAGAGGGAGUGGGCCGUCUUGGCCGGUGCCAUAGCCUUACAUCUCCGUGCAAGAGACUCCGCACGCACACUUCCGGUGCCUUAAGUACUCACCAGUCCUUCAGUGUCAGCCUGGGCGUGUGUGUCUCCAAAAUGACUUUUUGAAACAAAGCAUAUAUUUUAAUGAAUUUCUUGGAGAGGACCUUUUCAUUUAAGCAUUAACGUUACCUUCUGUAUUGGUGUGUGUGAGCUUGUUCUUGCAAAUCUGUGAUAGUAACGUACGUUCUGUGAGCUGGAAACAGAAGAAAAAAAAUUUGUCCUUGGAUACCCAUAACCAAUAACUGGAAGAAGAUGAUGUGAAUUUCAUGUAAAUUGCCAGAGGAUAUGUGGAUAAGAUGUUCCUUUUUUCUCAAAUAGACCUUUUUCUCGUUCUGUUUGCUACAUGGUGGAGCUGUAAUUUGGGCCUCCAUAUGGCGGGAUGUGGUUGAUGAAGGUUUCCAGUUGAGCGCCAGCCAGAACCGGGGAAGAUUCUAGCCUCAACCUUGUACGUGUUUUCAGCGUUAGACAUGGUAUUACUGUUCAAGUUUCAAGACCUCUGUUCUUAACUUCCAGAGGAGAGUUACGCUGGCAACUUUAACCUAUGGAGAACGUGCACAGAUGUCCUGUAUCUGAUUUCCCCCAUGUUUGGUAUAUGUAUUAUUAAUAUUAUUAUUAUUAUUAUUAUUAUUUCAUCAGUUUGCUGGUCUCUGCAGUCAGCAGAAACAAAUGGGCAAUAUUUGUCCGGGGAGACCUGGGCUGCCCCUGGGUCCCGGUGUGGGCAUCUGCCCGCAGCUUUCCUUGCCCCCCCCCCCCCCCCCCGCCGGGUGGUAGCUCUUCUACUGUACUUAGACAAGCCUUUCUUCCGUGACUGCAGAGUCCAGCGGGGGCCGGGAGCGGUCCUCCCGCACGGGCCGGCCGGAGAGCAGCUCAGAGAGGGGAGAGCGAGGGGGCACGUGCCCGGGGCUUCCAAGGAAGCCAGGCAGCAAGGAGACCCGUCCCUCCCCGGUCUCCCUGCCAAACUGGGCCGAAGCCUUACCCGCCUGUGCUACUGUCGUUUGCAAAGCGAGGAAGUACUUCUACUACUACUGGUAAUAAAACUGCACGUGCAAGAUUGGAAGAUGAAAAAUAGAUUUGUAUUUACCUUCCUGUGACGUGGGGUUGGUGCUUGAAGCGAAACAUGCUAUUUCUGGUGUUCCUGAAAUAGCGUGAACCCUGGGUGCGAAAAGGCAGGAUUUUUUUUUUUUUCCACGAGCAUCCCAUGCGGGCCAUAGAAUUCCCUCACUGUAGCCGCCAGCAGUGAUGAGAGACGUUUCCCUACUGUAGCUGAUUUUGUGUUCAGCGUCCUGCCCCUCCGCCAAGACCUCUAGGGCGCCCGACCCACUAGCCCUCCCCUGGCCACCCCUGCCCCCGCACCCCAGCCCCUUCUGAUCCCCGAGGAGUCUUCCCCCUCCGCUUCCACUCACCAACGCAGACACACACACCUUUAUCUCCUCCGCUUCCUUCCCAACUCCUCCAUUUUGGGGGGCCAAAAUCCCAACUGCCCAGACUUCAAAGGAAGCUAUUUUUCUCUUGGGAUUAUUACUUGUGAUCUCUUUGCAUGUGAAAGGAAAAAGGUCGAGGUAUCUAUGACUUGUAACUGUACUGGGGAUGCCUGAACCCGAGGUGUGACUGACUCUAGAGGGCCACAGAUCAGAACCAAGGAUCUCCCGUUACCCCUUCACACCCAGUGUGGUUUGCGUAGUUCCAAUGCCUGUUCACGCAUCCCUUCAUUUUUUUUUUUUUUUAAAUGACCAUUGUUAUUGUUACCGUUGUUGUCACUAUUUGGGGUAUCUCGUGUUUUGUUUCUCUCUGCAACUCUCCACACUAAAACUCGCGACUCUGUGGAGGGAAGCCAUGACUGAGCGCUACGCUGUGGUGAGAUGUAGCAGGAAUGGGCCCGGCCGCGCAGCCGGGGGCCACAGCUCGCAAUAAUCACUAUUGAUUUAAAGCUUUAUUUAGCCUCCAUCUGUACCCUCGUAGUCGAUAAGGUCUUGCCACAUUUUAUUAGUGAGAUUGAGAAGUGUAUUAUUUGUUUGUUUUGCUCUCCCCUCCCCCAAUAUUAAACUGUGAAAUUUGUGAUUUGUUUAAACUCUGGGUGAAUCAUAGUUUAGUUUGCAUGUCCAGUUAAUUUGUUUCUAUACAAUUUGUUUGAUUCUCUUUCUCCUUCUCUCAGGGCUUUUACAAAAAAAAAAAAUAGUAUAUAUAUAUAUAUAUAUAUAUAUAUCUCCAUAUAUAUAUAUAUGGAUCUUCUGAAAAGUUUUUUGAGGUGCAAGUUUUUCUCUUGUUUUUCUCUUUGAUUUAUGGACACAAUGCUGAGAUUCAAUCACUACAUGAAACUCCCGGCUGUGAAAACAGAAUAUAAAACCUAGGGCUGUUUCCCACACGGCCCCGGGGGGAAGCUAUGCGACAGUCGGGGGCCGGUUUCAGAAAGAUGCACCAUCCCUUCCACCUGUCCGUCUCUGUCCUCUCUUUCCUCAAGAAGGAAGUUGAUCCCAGUGAUUUCAGCCCAUGCAUUAAACAGGAAACAAUAAUAAAUGUGUAGAAUUCAUAUUUUUCUAAAGGGAACUUAACUGCUGCUCCGUGUUAUGUACAAAACCGGUUUAUGCCACAGGAACAGAAUCACAAGUUUGGUUUUGGUACUUUUUGUUCCUCUUUGUAUUCAGUUGUAUAGUACUUCCAAAUUCAGAAUGAGAAGAAAAGCUGUUCUGUAUCAAACCAUCUAAGCAAUAAAUGUUAUAUUUUAAAAAUGGCAGAUUGCCGGUCA